AUGGCCGCUCGGCAUUCGCGCAAGCUCUUGAGACCUCUCCUCUACACAUCCGCGGCCGCCGCUGCAGGAGCAGGUGUUCUCUACAUUUCUUAUCGUCCGCGAAAUAUUCCGGGCCUCGAAGCCCCCGCCGUUCCCCCACCAGGUUACCGUGAAGGCAAGCUGGUUCCUCCUAGUUUCCCGUCAAUCAAGUCUCGCCUCGAACAGAUUCAGGAUCUCAAGCGCAGUGAGGAUGAGGAGGAAUAUGAUCUGCUCAUCAUUGGUGCCGGAGCCACUGGAGCUGGUAUCGCACUAGAUGCCGCCACCCGAGGCCUAAAGGUCGCAGUGGUGGAGAGAGAUGAUUUCAGUGCGGGUACCAGUAGUAAGAGUACUAAGCUGGUACACGGUGGUGUCCGUUACCUCGAAAAAGCCUUUUGGGAGUUGGAUUACAACCAAUAUGCGCUGGUCAAGGAGGCUCUCAGAGAGCGCAAGUAUUUCUUGAACACAGCUCCCCAUCUGUCAUCAUGGCUGCCAAUUAUGGUGCCUGUUCAGAAAUGGUGGCAGGCUCCCUAUUUCUGGGCCGGUACCAAGGCCUAUGACUUCUUGGCUGGUUCCGAGGGCAUUGAGACCUCGUACUUCCUGACUAAGAGUAAGGCCAUUGACGCAUUCCCCAUGUUGAAGCGUGACAACAUCAUUGGAGCAAUGGUGUACUAUGACGGUGCACACAACGACUCCCGCAUGAACGUGUCUCUCGCCAUGACUGCUGCGCUCUACGGUACCACCGUCGUGAACCACUUGGAGGUCACCGGACUGAAUAAGGAUGCGUCUGGCAAGCUGUGCGGUGCGCGCGCAAAGGACAUGAUCGCAGAGAAGGAUGGCCAGGUCGCCAAGGAGUUCAACAUUCGCGCCAAGGGUAUCAUCAACGCUACUGGUCCUUUCUGUGAUUCCAUCCGCAAGAUGGAUGAGCCCAGUGUCAAGGAGAUUGUAGCCCCCAGUGCUGGUGUCCACAUCAUCCUGCCCGGUUACUUCAGCCCCUCAAACAUGGGUCUAAUCGACCCUUCCACCUCGGAUGGACGUGUGAUCUUCUUCCUGCCAUGGCAGGGUAACACCAUUGCUGGUACCACUGACCAGCCCUGUGAGAUUGAGGCCCAGCCCCAGCCCACGGAGAAGGACAUCAACUGGAUCCUUUCGGAGAUUCGUGGCUACAUCGCCCCCGAUAUCACCGUGGACCGAAGCGACGUCCUUGCUGCCUGGUCUGGUAUCCGUCCCCUGGUGCGCGAUCCCAAGGUGAAGAACUCGGAGGCUCUCGUCCGUAACCACCUGGUGACCGUCUCUCAAUCGGGACUGUUGACUUGCGCCGGUGGUAAGUGGACUACUUACCGCCAGAUGGCCGAGGAGGCCGUGGACGAGGCGAUCGACGUGUUCAAGCUCAAGCCCCGCCAGCUCACCAGCCUUCCCGAUAUCAGUGGUGUCGGCGGUAGUGGCCUGGUUGCUGACGGUGCCGUCCUGGACGGUAGCUGCCAAACCCACCAGGUGCGCCUCAUCGGUGCCCAUGGUUUCUCCAAGACCCUCUUCAUCAACCUGAUCCAGCACUUCGGCCUCGAGACCGACGUGGCCAAGCACCUCACUGAGUCGUACGGUGACCGCUCCUGGCAGGUCGCUGCCUUGUCUUCCCCUACCAGUGAACGUUUCCCCGUGCGCGGCUGCCGCAUCUCCCCCAUGUACCCCUUCGUUGAUGGCGAGAUCCGCUACGCCGUCCGUCACGAAUAUGCUCAGACCGCCGUCGACGUGAUUGCCCGUCGCACCCGUCUGGCUUUCCUGAACGCCGAGGCCGCCCUCGAGUCCCUCCCCACCGUGAUUGACACCAUGGGAGAGGAAUUGGAGUGGACCGCCGCCCGCAAGGAUCUCGAGUGGAAGGAUUCCUUGACUUACCUUUCGUCCAUGGGUCUGCCCAAGAGUUUCAUGGGCCUUUCUCGUAAUGAUGUCCAGAGCGGCCGUGUCAAGCAGGUCGAUGAUGCCGAGCGUGCAACUUUCUCUCGUACUGAACCUCCCGCGGACAUGAUUGAGAGUGACGUGCGUGCUACUACUCUUGCUCCUGCAGCGAAAUCACACAUCAUGAAGCCAAAUCAGUCUGACCUUGAUCUGUCACUUGGCUUUGGAAAGCACUUGGAUUCGGAUAAAAAUUCUGUACCCAAGCCAGAGUUGGAAGAACAGGAUCCCUUCGGAGAUGAAAGUCAAGCUGGAACCCGGUCAGUCAUGAUUGCAGAGACCAUCUCACUUGGUAUUCUCGCACUGCCCAAAGCGCUUGCGGUACUGGGUCUUGUUCCCGGCAUCCUAACCAUCCUUGGGGUUGGGAUAAUCUCGACCUAUACUGCAUAUACCAUUGGGCAAUUCAAAUGCCGCCAUGUGCAAGUGCACAGCAUGGCUGAUGCUGGUGAUCUUCUGAUGGGAAGGCUCGGACGGAGUACACUGGACGUGGCUCAGCUCAUCUUUUUUGUGUUGGUGAUGGGUAGCCAUAUUCUCACAUUUUCGAUCAUGAUGAACGUCCUCACCGACCAUUCGUCUUGCACUAUCAUCUUCUCGGUUGCCGGUUUAUUCGCCUCUUUCAUGUUGACCCUUCCACGGCGACUCGAGCGGCUUUCUCACAUCUCCUACGUGAGCUUUGUCAGUAUCGUCGGAGCGGUUCUCACUGGUAUGAUUGGGGUCACCCUUGUCAGAGACGGACCAGUGCAUGUCCCGGCCUUUUCGCCUUCACCUAAAGUGCAUGAUGCAUGUCUUGCUAUUGCAAACAUCAUCUUUGCGUACGCCGGACAUGUUGCAUUCUUUACCCUUUUCUCCGAGCUCAAGGAGCUCAAGGACUUCCCCAAGGCUCUGGCGCUUCUGCAGAUGAGUGAAAUGGUUUUGUAUACGGUGGCUGCUAUUGUGAUAUAUGCCUAUAUUGGACCGACGGUCAACUCACCUGCUCUCAAUUCUGCAGGACAAUUAUUCCGCAAGGUUUCCUAUGCAAUCGCAAUACCCACGAUUGUGAUCGGGGGUGUGGUGAACGCCCAUGUUGCUGUCAAGUUCAUUUACGUGCGUGUCUUCCGGGGCACCAACACAAUGCAUAGCCAGUCAUUCAUGGCGCGGUUAGUGUGGACUUCGAUAUGUGCGGCGCUUUGGGUCUUGUCGUGGAUCAUCGCCGAGGGAAUACCGGUCUUCAACGAUGUACUAGGGCUUGCGAGCUCCUUAUUUGCUAGUUGGUUCUCAGUUGGUCUACCUGGGCUGUUUUGGCUCUAUUUGAACCGGAGUUGUUGGUUCCUGACCUGGCAGCAGAAGGUGCUGUUCUGCUUCAAUCUCUUUUUGGUGUUUCUUGGGUUUCUCAUUUGCAUUGUCGGGUUGUAUUCGUCUAUUCGGUCGAUCUUUCACAACCUUCGCGAGGGUGUUGGGGGAGGCAGCUUCUCAUGUGCCGACAACUCCCUAUACUGA
Messenger RNA from Penicillium concentricum, 3441 nucleotides. RefSeq names its product glycerol-3-phosphate dehydrogenase GUT2. NCBI's taxonomy places the organism in Eukaryota, Fungi, Ascomycota, Eurotiomycetes, Eurotiales, Aspergillaceae. Gene Ontology annotation, cellular component: mitochondrion; glycerol-3-phosphate dehydrogenase (FAD) complex. The record is from RefSeq and is a predicted model, not a curated record. Gene Ontology annotation, biological process: glycerol-3-phosphate metabolic process. The transcript has 10 exons. Gene Ontology annotation, molecular function: glycerol-3-phosphate dehydrogenase (quinone) activity. Bases 1 to 3441 code for a protein of 1146 amino acids.